Molecule: messenger RNA, 1836 nt
Organism: Brachypodium distachyon (stiff brome)
Lineage: Eukaryota; Viridiplantae; Streptophyta; Magnoliopsida; Poales; Poaceae
Product: tRNA (adenine(58)-N(1))-methyltransferase non-catalytic subunit trm6
Exons: 13
Coding region: 45-1472 (475 amino acids)
Biological process (GO): tRNA methylation
Cellular component (GO): nucleus; tRNA (m1A) methyltransferase complex
Source: RefSeq, a predicted model, not a curated record
GAUCUCCUUCUGCUUCUCUCCGCCCCCUCGCAGACUCGACUCCAAUGGCGGCGCCGCCGCAGAGGCCGACGCCGGUGAUACCACGGGAGGCGUGGGAGGGCUGCAGUGUCCUCCUCGACAUUAACGAUGGCGACCGGCUUGCCUUUUUCCGCCUCAAUCCUGGCGCGACGGUGAAGAUAGGGAACACUAGCUACUCGCUGCAGCCGCUGGUGGGCCGCCCCUUCGGCUCCCUCUUCCGCGUUGGACCCUCCGGCCUUGUCCCCUGCGCGGCUGAAGCACCACCUCAAGCACAAGUUGUUGCUGAUGGCCAAGUGCAGGAUGAAACUAGGGACAAUAGGUCUCUGGUUGAUAAUAAUACUGCUCAGAAUUUAUCGAGCGAAGAUAUAGAGGCAAUGAAGAGGGAUGGUGCGAGUGGUGACGCUAUUGUGGAAGCUUUGAUAGCAAACAGCUCCACAUUUGGAAACAAAACUGUGUUUUCACAAGAGAAAUACAAACUUAAAAAACAAAAAAAAUAUGCACCUAAAGUGCUUUUGCGGCGCCCCUCUACCCGGAGCAUUUGUGAGACAUACUUCAAGAAAUACCCAGCUCGAAUAGGGUUUAUGCGAGUUGAUGCACUAUCUCUCUUGUUGUCUAUGGCAAAUGUCGGUGCAUAUUCAGAUGUGCUUGUGGUCGAUAUUGUUGGAGGCUUAGUUGUUGGAGCUGUAGCUGAACGCUUAGGAGGCACAGGAUAUGUUUGCAACACUUAUCUUGGAUCAGCACCCAGCAACAUAGACAUUAUAAGAAUGUAUAAUUUGAGCAGCGACAUGAACAGCAGAAUAUUUCAGGCAUCACUUAGCGACGUCUGCUCCUUGCAAAAUUCUGGCACUGUUCUCAAUGGUAAUAUUCAAGGUGAGGUUGUUGAACCUAGUGCUGUAUCAGAUGAGAGUCCUCAGUCAUCUCUGGCACUACCAGUUGACGCAGCAGUAUCAGACGGGAAUGCACAGUCAACUGGAGUACAGCCAAUUAAGAUAGAGGUCCCUGAGCCCUCAAUGGAUGAGAAUCUUAAUCAAGAUGAUAAUUCUUUGUCGGAUUGCAAAGGCAAUGAUGACACUUCAAUAGCUUCAAAACCAGUUAAAGCAGGAAGAGCACCUUCACCAGAGAAGAUGAAAUAUUGGGAAGAACAUGGGUUUAGCAGUUUGAUCGUCGCGGCUCCAGGUCAUGAGGUGGAAAGUUUGGUUGCUGAUCUGCUUCCACUAUUGUCUUAUUCAGCUCCAUUUGCUAUCUACCACCAACAUCUUCAGCCUCUUGCGAUAUGUAUGCACAGCUUGCAAGUAUCAAAAAGUGCUAUCGGGUUACAGAUUACUGAGCCCUGGCUUCGUGAAUUCCAGGUCCUUCCAUCGCGCACUCACCCACACAUGCAAAUGAGUGGGUUCGGUGGUUACAUUUUGAGCGGCAUCCGGAUACAAAAGCCAGAUCCAUGUAACAUGGAAUAAGCAAGGGAUCGCUCAACAAAGCAUGCUCUUGUCCAAUGGGGAAAAUCAGAGCUCGCGAUUCUACACGGUAGCUCAAGAAGAUGGACACGAUUUUGUAGUCCAGAGAAGCCAACUGGCAUCAUGAGUCUAGUUUAUGUGAUCACGGAGAAUAUCAAGUGGGAAAACCAAAUGAGCGUUGCUACUUGGUAGUCUUCUUUUGUUACUUGGUAGUUGCAUAGAUAAACUUUGUAACUUGUACCAUGUUCUGCUGUAAUUCUUAGUCCACAGACUUAACGUGCACGCCUCGAGAUAUUUGAUGCAAGCAAUUGUAGAUUCUUUAUUGGGAUAUUGCUAUGGCUGUCUAUAAUGUGGUUUGCUUGCUGCA